CCACGCCACGCACAAGCCAGCCAGCCAGCCUCUAGGUAGUGCACGCUUGGCGUCUUGCCGAUCUCUCUCGCUCCCAUGGCCACCACGCCCUACUUCCUCUGGCCCGCGCAGUCGUCCUCCGCCGCCGCGUCCGAUCUCAUGGCCGGCUUCGGCUUCAGCAGCGCCCAGGAGGACACGCCCGCGCUGGCCGCGACCGCGGCGAUGGACAUGGCGCCGCUGCACGCGCCGGAGCUCUCGGAGGCGGUGGCGCGCCCGCGGCUGCGUCGCCAGCCGUCCUCGUCCGGAUCCGGUAGGCAGCAGGGCGCCACCGCCGGCGGGACGCCCAAGAAGCCCCCGCAGCGCGGGCUGGGCGUGGCGGAGCUGGAGCGGCUGCGCUGCGGCGGCGUCGACCCGCUGCAGGACCUCAACGUGGCGGCCGCGGCCGCCAUGCUCGAGGCCGUCGCCGCCAACGCCAGCGCCCAGGGCAGCCCCGCCCUCCUGCACCACCAGCACCACCAGGACCACCUCCCGGCCUUCGACGCCGCCACCGGCGCCCGCUACUACUCGCCCCUCCUCGUCCACCCGCCCCCGGCCCCUGCGCCCCCCGCCCGCUACGUCCACGGCAUGGCGCCCGAGCAGCAGUACUUCGUGGACCGCUGGGGCUGCGUCGGCAGCUUCCUUCCCGCGGGCAAUGCCGGCGCCGUUGGACACCACGUCCAGCAGCUCCAGGCGCAGCUCCAGGCGCAAGCGCACGCGCCGGCGCCAGAGCAACCUUCAAGCCAAAACACCAUCUGGCGUCCGGCGCCCUCCUCCGCCUCAUCCUGCCUCCACGCCGGCCAACGCUGCCAUCUCUGCUCCAAGACCGUGAGGGCCAUGCCAGAGAGGGCUCCACGGGCUCCUGCUCCCGCCGCCGCCGCUACCAACAACAUGCAAGACUACUCGAUCUACGAUCUCGCUGCCGCCAUGACCGCCGCUAGCAAGGAGACGGCCGCGGACGGGUACUUGGCGCGGGAGGCGAAGAAGGAGGUCAGGGAGAUCGAGUUCUUCCCGACCAGCGCCGCCAGCCACGCCGCCGAGUCCGAGUUCGCGACGGCGAUGCGCUGGACAACGCCCUUCCCCUCCACCACGCCCAGCAUCGGGGGCUACGCCGCGCCCCUGGACCUGUCGCUCAGGCUGUAGGGUUUCGGCCUCUGCUGGUGGUAGAUCGGCGAAGAUUCUUGGGGUUUUUUGGUUGCUUAGUUCUUGGUGUUAAUUUCGGUGCGAAUUCGCGAAACCUUGUGGAGAUGAUAAAAGAUGAGAUCAAUGCACCUUUGCAUGUUUGCUUUUGAUGCUUCUAGUUUGGUUAAUUUCAAUUUAUGUCGAAUUUCUAUUGGAAAGUCAUUUUGUGAUCUAAGAUGAGGAUG
Lolium perenne is the source of this 1382-nucleotide messenger RNA. RefSeq lists its product as uncharacterized. Gene Ontology annotation, molecular function: DNA-binding transcription factor activity. NCBI's taxonomy places the organism in Eukaryota, Viridiplantae, Streptophyta, Magnoliopsida, Poales, Poaceae. The record is from RefSeq and is a predicted model, not a curated record.